CAUGGUGAUGGGCUUUGAUCUUUCAGUGCGCUGACGGCACUAUCACAUCAUUUCCGCUUUCUUUUCCGGAAGUCUGAGUCCGGACUGUCUGUACAACAUACACGUGGGUGUUCUAUAAAGCAGCAUGUAGGAAGGAGCCCUGGAGGACUCGCCGAAGACCAGAGGAGGAGUGGAGACAUGUGCACCAGCUGAAGAGACACGAGGGACAGGAGGGGACCAAUGCCAGGGAGGAGCUGCCUGUCACCAGAGUGACCAGAGCCGUCCGCGCUGAGUGGAGAAGACGCUGCAGAAGAGGAGGAAUCCAGCCAGCCGCAGACCGGGGAAGGACAUCCAACCUUCAGUGGACCGGGACCCUGCAGCAAGGGAGGAGACUGACCAGCGACGGGAACACCGGCAUCGCGGAGGACACCCGCUUACCGGAGCAAGGACCCGCAGAAGAUCCUGGCUGGCUUAAAGAAGAUGGCGCGGAACAGCGGGGAGGAUGGCACACAUCAGGAUCCUGCAGCAGGAGAGAAGAUUCGGAGUGCAGCAGACCACACUGAAAAGGGUGCAUCCCCGGUGCGGUGCUCUGCAUCCCGGGUGGCGCCGAAGACGUGAAGUGUCCGAGGUGGCAGAAGCGCCGCAGCUUGGGUUGUUCCAUUUCCUGACACAAUGGGCAGAAUCACAAGGAAGAUCCUAAUGUACAUGUCCGUCUUACUGACUGCCGCCUUUCUACUAGGAAUUUUAUUUACUGACCCUUUGAACCUUCCGUUGUAUCACUGGAGACCUCCGUGUACCUGCUGUGAUCGUAGACUGACCACUGAUACUAUUACACCACUGCGAGACAACCGGACAUUUAUCAUAGCUCCAUACUCUGACAAUCGAAUACACAAUAACCGCGCAGUCCGUAUCCUCAGCAUUAUACACCAUAAAGAGGUAAAGGAUCUAUACUGCUGGUUUUGUUGUACCGUAAAGAAAUCUGUGGAGGUUUCCCAGGCAGAGAUAGACAUACACACUGAUCGGUUUGACUUUCCCUAUGGCACAACGGACCUGGUCUGUAUGGAACCACCAGGCUGCUAUGCCAAGUACCUAUCUGUCCAUACGUCUCCUACAGGAAACAUUACCCAAUUACCCCUGUUCCGAAUACAAAAUCUGGACAUGAGACCGUUUUCCGCCAACUUCACGGUCUGCAUUUCCACCAUGUUUGGGAAUUACAGUAACGUCUUACAGUUCAUACAGACCAUGGAGAUGUACCGGAUACUGGGUGCUCAACAGGUCAUGAUCUACCUUAAUAACUGCAGCCCACAGGUGGAAAAAGUCAUUCAGUACUACAUUGCAGAAGGUAUUGUAGAGGUGAUACCAUGGCCAAUUCAGCAGUACCUGAGACCGGCUCGAGCAUGGCUCUAUUCUAUGGAUGUCAAGGAUAUUGAGUAUUAUGGUCAGUUGGCAACACUCAAUGACUGUAUCUAUCGGAACAUGUUCCGGAGUAAGUUUGUGCUGCUUAAUGAUAUUGAUGAAAUAAUUCUGCCAAUCAAACACCAGACAUGGGACAGCCUGAUGGAAAGUCUCCAGCAACAGAACCCAGGAGUUGGGGUUUUUCUCUUUGAAAAUCACAUUUUUCCACAAACCAUCACCACUGAUGGAAACUUCUCCAACAUUUCAUCUUGGAAGAGUUUGCCGGGAUUCAAUAUACUGCAGUACAUUCACCGCGAGCCAGACAGAUCGGACUAUUUCAAUGCCCGGAAAAUGAUUGUGGAUCCAAGGAAGGUCAUUCAAACAUCUGUACACUCUGUUCUAAAAUCUAUUGGGGAUUCUAAAGAAGUCUCUCUGGAGACAGCACUGGUUUACCACUGCAGAACACCUCUUCAGAAGAGUUUAAAUAAGUCAUCUUUAAUUGAAGAUAAAACUAUUUGGAGAUAUAAUGCUUCAUUGAUUAGAAAUGUUAAUACGGUCCUAAGCCAAGUAGACUUGCAGAAAUAAUAACCCAAGGAAAUGGUCAUUAAGGUCAGAUUAUUCCUCCCUGAUCUGCCCGAUUUGGCAUUUUGCCUUUUUUUCUACCAGGGUUUAAAUGAAACUGAAUUCAGGCGUUAAGUUCUCAGGUUUUCUGUUGGUGCAAAGGCCCUGAUUGUGGGCAGUAAAUCAUCAGAUUGAUGAAGGCUUGGUAUCAGUCAUGGACAAACCCUUUCUGUGCGUGUGUGCGUGUGUGUAUGUGUAUAUAUAUAUACCCAAUAGCGCUAAGAGAAUGAAAGAGCAGCACCUCUAGAAGUACCUCCUGUUAGCAAAGGUUUUGGGGAAAACGGCAAACAAACAGAUCUGGGGGCGAUAAUAUUAGUACAUCAGUUUAAAACAAAAAAAAAAUUCAAUUACAUGGAAUACAAUUUAUUCAUAAAAGUACAGAAUAAAACAUAGUAUAUCUUUGUGAUUUUACAGAGGACUUCUUCGUAUAUAUCUGGUUUUACAUUGUUUUUAAUGUAUUUCUUUGUUGAAACAUACGAUACAGAAGUAGAACAAUAGACUAAUCCGACGCAUUUCUUCCCUAUCGGGACUUUAUCAGGGGUACUUUAUCAAAAUGCUCAAACAAUGAUAUGAAGAAAAUCUGAUGAAAUGUAUAAACCUCUAUUAAAACCAGGUUAUCUGGAUAUGAUACCAGACUAAUAACUAGUAUGAAAAAUCUCAGCGUGAUGUGGCUCCAUUAUGGAAAAAAAAGUGUCCAUAUACUAAUAUGCAGUAUCUCAACGAUGGUCUAAAAUGACCGCUAUGGAAUGCAGAUAAGUGUCUACCACUGAACUUUAGUAGAUGUAGAACAGCCUUCUCAACAUAUAAUAAAGUAAUAUUAAUUCAGUGAACUUUGAGAGGAGCACAUCACUCUUGUUGCAUAUCCCUAUAUUAUUAUUUGUGCAGAAGGCUGUUCUGUAUGAAAUUAUACUUGGGCCCUCCUACCCACCCUUAUGUCAUGUAUUAAAAAAAGGACAUGCACAGUUUUAACAAACCAAGCACUUCAAUGACAGAGACCAACUUUUGUGGCUGAGGUGCUUGGUUUGUUUGGGCCGCCACAAAGCAAUUUUUUGGAAUGACUAAAAUGACUUACAUCAUUAAAGAGGAGUUUGAGGAUGAGUGUGUUGGUGGUGGAGUUCGCAUAUGCUGAUCCAAACUGCUGGUAGCUGAUACUGGAUUGCUUGUUAUUAUUUUACAACUUAUUAUAAUUUUGUAAAAUAAAUUUCAUGAACUCGCUGCAAAUGACAUAACAAGGAGGAGGUGCCUAGAUGGUUAACAUCCCUACCUCUACUAACUUUAACCUCACAAAUGUUACAGAUGCCUUUGCAAAUGUUGUCAGGAUUUGGGUAAAUUAAUUCCACACCCAAUAGGUGGAUUUUUUGGGUCUUAUGCCCAGGCAAGACAAUGGCCUUCUUUUUAACACUAGUAAAAACACAAACAACCUCCUCAUCAUUGACAUCCUCAUUAGCGUCAGAUAGUACACACAUACCCCCCUCAUCCUGUUACACUUCCACGCUCGCAUCCUCAAUUUCUAUUAUGUUAUCACCAUCUUUACAUUGUUGGUUUUCCGUCGUUUUGCAAUGCAAACCAAUUUGGAUGAGAUCGAUCAUUGUCCAAAUUACUGCCGUCGCCCAGUGUGUAGGGCACAUAAGCCUUGGAGAGUGGUUGUUACUUUAUCUGUCACCACUUCAUUAAUCAACUCCUGUCAUUUUUCUAGCACAGCCCGUAACAUGGUAGUUAGGAGCUGAAUGGUUGGUACUUUAUCUCUCUCCAUUUUAUCACCCUCCAAGGCUUAGUAAAUCUGCCUCUGAGUGAGAAGAUGUUAAAUCAUCAUGUGCGGCUACAGAAGAAGAUGACUGACUGACAGCAGUUCUAGGAUCACCAAUUACAAAUAAAUGCCAAGGCCUGAGCUUUUCCUUGCCACUGCAUGUUGUGUAUGUCAUGUGGGCUAAUUUUGUGUUUCAGCAGUAAACUU
This is a messenger RNA of Pseudophryne corroboree (corroboree frog), 3949 nucleotides long. RefSeq names its product beta-1,4-galactosyltransferase galt-1-like. The transcript has 3 exons. Gene Ontology annotation, molecular function: glycosyltransferase activity. Gene Ontology annotation, cellular component: cytoplasm. Lineage: Eukaryota; Metazoa; Chordata; Amphibia; Anura; Myobatrachidae. Bases 652 to 1959 code for a protein of 435 amino acids. The record is from RefSeq and is a predicted model, not a curated record.